Messenger RNA from Gavia stellata (red-throated loon), 1727 nucleotides. RefSeq names its product F-box protein 22 (gene FBXO22). The transcript is spliced from 7 exons. Gene Ontology annotation, biological process: protein polyubiquitination; regulation of skeletal muscle fiber development; positive regulation of proteasomal ubiquitin-dependent protein catabolic process. Gene Ontology annotation, molecular function: protein binding. Bases 1 to 1182 code for a protein of 393 amino acids. The record is from RefSeq and is a predicted model, not a curated record. NCBI's taxonomy places the organism in Eukaryota, Metazoa, Chordata, Aves, Gaviiformes, Gaviidae.
AUGGAGGCCGCCGCCAAGGGCGCCUUCGUCCUCGGCAACCUGGCCGAGGUGGUGGAGCGCGUCCUCGGCUUCCUGCCCACCAAGGCGCUGCUGCGCGCCGCCUGCGUGUGCCGGCUGUGGAGGGAGUGCGCCCGGCGGAUCCUGCGGGCGCGGCAGCGCGUCGCCUGGGUGUCGGCGCUGGAGCCGGGCCCCGCCGAGAGCCACGCGCUGGUGCGCGCGCUGGCCCGCGAGCUGGAGAGGGUGCACGUGCUGCCGCACACCGUGCUCUAUAUCGCGGACGCGGAGACCUUCAGCGGGCACGAGGAGAGCCACGAGCAGAAGAAAGCCAGGAAAAGAAACAGUAAAGAAACAGCAAUUGCGCUCGAGAAAUUGUUGCCGAAGCGAUGUCAGGUUCUCGGACUGGUCACCCCAGGGAUUGUAGUUACCCCUAUGGGUUCAAGCAGCAAUCAACCUCAAGAAAUUGAAGAGGGUGAAGCUGGGUUUGCUCUGUUGUUUCCCAAAAUCGAUGGGGUGAAAAUUCAUACCUUCCAUUUUUCAAAGGACUUGAAGAACAGGGUCUUUGAUGAAAGUAAAUUUGCUGAAGCAGGUCUGAAGAAUAACCCAGAUCUCCGGGUGGUUCUUCUGUUUGGCUACAACUCCUGGAAGUCUGGAGCGACUCGAUUUCUUCAUCAAAUAGUCAAUCCUUUGAAUGAGAAAAGUAUCAUCCUGGCGGGGGGCCAAGUGGAGAGCUUUACAUCGCUGACCUCUGAGAAUAACAACGCCCAGCCGGGCGAUGCCUGCGGUGUGGUUGGGCUGGCUUUCAGCGGUCCCCAGAUCCAGAGUGCCACUGUUCUGCUAGACCAGGACGUAGCUGAUGAGAGGACAGCAGAAGCCGCCAUGCAGCGUCUCAAAGCAGCAAACAUCCCCGAGCAUAACACCAUUGGCUUCAUGUUUGCGUGUGUUGGCAGAGGAUAUCGGCAUUAUAAAACUAAAAGGAAUAUGGAAGCAGAUGCAUUUAGGAAGUUUUUUCCAAACGUUCCUCUCUUUGGCUUUUUUGGACAUGGGGAAAUAGGAUGUGAUCGAAUAGUUACUGGGAAUUUUGUAUUAAGAGAAUGUAAUGACAUAAAGGAUGACCUGCUUCAUGGUUAUACUACCGUUAUGACUCUUAUUCAUCUUGGUUCAACUAAAGCAAACCAAAUGUAAGUGUGUUUUUAAUGCUUCAGGGAGCUGUUUGUUUCAUUCCAGAAAGCCAAGAAGUCUGGAAGAGUGGACAUCUUGCAAUCAAAGCCCCUUCCAAAACGUAAACAUCAUUUUGGUAAUAUUAUCAAAUCUUGUAGUUGGAAUAGAGUUUUAUAUAAUAGCUCUGAGAAAGCUUUGCAUUUUGUGUAAUCAGAAUUGCAGGUAAAUGAUAUUUGAUGGAAUUCUGCAAUUGAAGAAAGCCUCUUUCUUCCAGAAUGAGGGUGGUUUGCACAAAUGGCAGUUGGAGUCCAAAUAUAAACAUGUAGAAAGAAACAGUACUUUGAUGUGCUCUAUUUAUGUAUGUAAAACAGUCUAGAAGAACUACUGAUGCAUACUGAAAUACUGAUGCAUAAAAUCCACCAUUUCCUGGAUUUUAUUUCAAGAGAGAUGCCCAGCCUGCCCAGACUCGAGUCCUAUUUACAGAUCUGAAUGGUUUUAGUAGAUAAAAUGAAUGAAAAUCUUUAGAGAAAAAUAACAAAGUGCUCAUUAAAUAAAGAUGAAACUACAUA